UUAGCGCUUAUUGACAUGUCAAGUUGUCAUUGGAAGGAAAUGGAGACAGACGAGGAAUUAAUAAAGGGUACAAAAUUUAAAUCCUUGAAGGGAAAAAUAUCUUCAGCAACUUUAAAAAGUAUUAAACAAAUGGGAUUUAAAUAUAUGACUGAUAUUCAGUCUGUAGUGUUGCCAAAAGCUUUAGACGGAGCUGAUAUUGUAGCUACAGCAAAAACAGGCUCUGGAAAAACAUUAGCUUUCCUCAUUCCUGUGCUAGAGGUAGUCCUUCAAUGUUCUCAGACUCAAGAAAGACAAGGUACAUAUUGCAUUAUAGUUUCACCCACACGAGAACUGGCUAUGCAAUCAUACACAGUGUUACAAGAUCUUAGAAGAUAUCAUGAAACAAUCACUUCAAGUUUGAUCAUUGGUGGAGAGAGCAGAAAGAAACAAAGUGCUGAGUUAUCUCAAGGUGUUCAUAUAGUGGUUGCUACUCCAGGCAGAUUGUUUGACCACAUGAGAACAAAAGAAUUUGAUUAUAGCCUAGUAAAAUGUCUAGUAUUAGAUGAAGCUGACAAAAUAUUUCAAUAUGGUUUUGAAGAGGAUUUAAAGCAAAUUAUUAAUCGGUUACCAAAGGAUAGACAGACAAUGUUAUUUAGUGCUACACAUUCAGAAACAACUGAGGCUUUGAUAAAAUCUGCAAUGAAAGAUGAUGUUGAAACUAUAAAUACUGAUGAAGAUAAUUUAAAAGCUACUGUAGAUGGAUUGAAACAAGGGUAUGUAAUAUGCCAAACGGAAUACAGGAUAUGGUGGCUUCACAAAUUGUUGAAAAAAACCAAAAAUCAAAAAGUGAUGGUGUUCUUCUCUAGUUGUAAGUCUGCUGAAUAUCACCAUGAAUUUUUUGCAACCCAUUGUAAUUUUUCAGUUUUGUGCAUUCAUGGUAAAAUGAGUCAAGCAGAUAGGACAACAACAAUAUCAAACUUUUACAAUGCAGAGAAAAUGGCUCUUUUCUGUACAGACUUGGCUGCCAGAGGUCUGGAUAUACCAGCAGUGGAUUGGAUAGUUCAGUUUGAUCCACCAUCAGAUACAAAUGAAUACAUACAUAGAGUGGGACGCACUGCUAGAGGUUUGGGUGCAGCCGGUAACGCCGUAUUGUUGUUGCGACCCGAGGAAAAAGAAUUUAUUACCCAUUUGCAAGAUGCCAAAAUUUAUUUAGACAAAUAUGAAACAUGGGAUAAUUAUUACAAUUUACAACCAAAGUUAGAGGCAGCUUUGGCGAAUGAAAAUUUCCGCCGAUUAGCUGUUGAAGCUUUUGAAGGCUACAUUCGAGCACUUGAGGUUAAAAAAUAUAAACACAUCUUUAACCUUUUGACUAUAGACAUUGAUGUUGUUGCUAAAUCAUUUGGAUUGAAAGAGAAACCAGACAUAGAUGUUCGUGUUGGAUUCAGUAAAAAACAUAGACCAAGAAAGAGGAUGGCAGCUAUGCUUGCUGCGAAAAGUACAGUGACGUCAAAAUGUGUCAAGAUAUAAAUAUUACUUAAGUUUAUUAAAAUGUAAAUAAAUAUUUUAUUAUUAUAAAUAAAUUAUACAAAUAAUAA
Molecule: messenger RNA, 1574 nt
Organism: Galleria mellonella (greater wax moth)
Lineage: Eukaryota; Metazoa; Arthropoda; Insecta; Lepidoptera; Pyralidae
Product: probable ATP-dependent RNA helicase pitchoune
Exons: 10
Coding region: 16-1506 (496 amino acids)
Biological process (GO): maturation of LSU-rRNA from tricistronic rRNA transcript (SSU-rRNA, 5.8S rRNA, LSU-rRNA)
Cellular component (GO): nucleolus
Molecular function (GO): ATP binding; nucleic acid binding
Source: RefSeq, a predicted model, not a curated record